Messenger RNA from Epinephelus lanceolatus (giant grouper), 7289 nucleotides. Its product is annotated as beta-galactoside alpha-2,6-sialyltransferase 2-like. Lineage: Eukaryota; Metazoa; Chordata; Actinopteri; Perciformes; Serranidae. Gene Ontology annotation, cellular component: Golgi apparatus. Gene Ontology annotation, biological process: sialylation. The record is from RefSeq and is a predicted model, not a curated record. Gene Ontology annotation, molecular function: beta-galactoside alpha-2,6-sialyltransferase activity.
CCAGCAACAGAGUGACAGACAACACAGCCCCUGCCUCCGCGCCGCUCAGCGUAGUAGUGGAUAUCUCCUCUGUGAACGGGGAGCAGAGGCGAGCCAAACCGAGCUGCAUGAUCGCUGUGCAACAAGGCGACCAGGAGCAAAAUGGACCUCCGGACAGCAGCAGCAGCAGCAGCAGCAUCCAGUGAGGACCGACACAGUUUUUAGGGUCCUGUUACAUCCUGGAGGACUCACGGUCAUGACGAAAUAGAAACAUCAGUUGAGGCCCUCCAGCUGACCUCUGGGCCAAGUCCUGGGCUUUUUUGUUGGUGGGCCAACUGCACAGGGGUGUAUGUGAGUGCAAGGUAAUGAAAUCCAGUAUGAGGCACUGGCGGAGGCUGGUGCUGGUUGGAAUGCUGGCCUGGGUUCUCCUCUUCCUCGCCCUCUUCUCUUACUUCCUGGAUGCUCGUGUGAAUGAGCCCCUGACCUCUGUCGGCUCUUUACUCUUCGAGCACCCUGACACUCGUCGUCUGACCUCGAUACAGGCGUCCCAUCAGCAGCAUGCAGACCUGGGCUCCCGACCUGAACUGGCUUCCACCUUAACUACAACCUACCCUGGAGAUGAGCCAGAGCCGUCUGCCACCUCCACGACCCCGGGGCUCAGCCUGGAGGUGAGCCACAGUCCCAGCAGCGCUCCUGACGCCAUUUAUGUUAGCCGGGAGACCAGCCACCAGGACAGCCUGGACCCACAGAGCCUGGCUGCCUGGUCUUCCUUUGGUACAGAAAACGUGGGAUCUCACUCGGACCCUUCAGUCCAGAGUCGGGAGAGGACUUCUCAACACGGUGGGGAGGAGGAGGAGGAGGAAGAAGAUGAGAAGGACAAUGAAGAAAAUGAGCAAGGACACAGAAUGAGGACUACAUCCGGCAGGAGGGUCGGUGAUGACUCUGCUAAUCUGGAGGAAUAUUACUUCUCCAAGUCGGCCUCUAUGUUGCAGCGGCUGUGGCGGGGUCGCGUGUCCGGCAACAUGCUGAGUCCUCAUUUGCAGCGCGCCGCGAAAGACUACAUUAAUUCCAACAAAUUCCGUGUCUCCUACAACGGGCAGCGUAGGACCAACCAGAGUGCUAAAGACGUGCUGUGUCAUAUGAAAGCCCUGGCCCGGCCCAGGACAGUGGACGGGUCGGAGGAGCCCUUCUCCUCACUUGGGUGGACUAGUUUUGUGCCUUCUACUCCCCUGGAGCAACUGCCAAGGCGGCAGGACCAGAGCAGCUACAAGACCUGUGCGGUGGUCGCCUCGGCUGGAUCUAUCCUGCGCUCAGGACUGGGCAAAGAGAUCGACACUCAUGAGGCAGUUCUACGGUUCAAUGCUGCACCUACAGAGGGAUACGAGAGAGACGUGGGGAGCAAAACCACCAUCCGCAUCAUCAACUCUCAGAUUGUGGCCCAUCCUAAGCAUCGAUUCAAAACAACCUCAAUCUACGAGAAUGUGACUCUGGUGGCCUGGGAUCCUGCACCUUACACCCUCGACUUACACAAGUGGUAUGCCAGUCCAGACUUCAACCUUUUUGGUCCAUACAAGGAGCACCGCAAGCUCCAUCCAGACCAGCCCUUUUACAUUCUUCACCCCAGCUACGUGUGGGCACUCUGGGAUGUGAUUCAGGGCAACACUCAGGAGAAUAUCCAGCCCAAUCCUCCCUCGUCUGGCUUCACAGGCAUCCUCCUGAUGAUGGCGCUGUGUGAGCAGGUGCACGUGUACGAGUUCAUUCCCUCCAUGAGGCAGACAGACCUGUGCCACUACCACGAGCGUUAUUAUGAUGUUGCCUGUACACUGGGUGCCUACCAUCCCCUCCUGUUUGAGAAGAGCCUGAUCCAGCGGAUCAACACGGGCACCGAGAGUGACCUCAGGAGGAAGGGACGGGUCACUCUUCCGGGCUUCAGCACCGUCGACUGUGACAUCUGAGAUAUGAAACCUGAGUCUCUGAGCCUGAACAUACACACACACUCUGGCCUUUUCUGGCUGAGUAAGGGAGAGGUGCAAUAAAGCCACUGGAGACAAGGACGCUGGAGCAUAUAGGUUUUAAAUUAGACGCAUGAAGAACAUAAGCCAUAGCCCUCCAGGGAGGGAUCAACGUGGAGGCUUCUGAAAGAACUUGUCUCCACUGAGAUGGUUUACUAGACCAGAGACUGGCAGGAAGAGUCUCCGAGGUGGAGCUGGAAAAAGACGUUUCUCUCUGCUUUAGCUGAGCCACGUUAGCUGUGGAGCUGACUAGGGUAGCAACAGAUCUGUUUUUAGAUAGACGAGUACAUUUUCAAUAACUGGGUGUGUUUCAUUGGUGUAAACUGUGUUUUUUAAAAGUACAGGUGGUCAUCCACUUAAAGGAAAUGCCACUGUUUAUAACGGGGGAUAUUUGUGAUUUGUUUUUCUCCUUUUUUACUGGUCCCAAGGGUUGUGAUUAAGCAAAGACGUCAUCCAUGCUGAAUGUCAUAAAUGCAACACACACACACACACACACACACACACAAAUAUACACACAUUCACACAUAUACAUAGAGCAGCAACUCAUGCAGAAGAACGCACAGUGUGAAAGACAGCUUAGGCGUCUCCACAGAGAUGGAGUCAGGCUGUCACAGCAGUCAUAUUACUGUACGUUUCAUCGCUCAGCAGCAGGUGUUCCUGUUUGACAUUCCUCUGAUAUCUUCAUGUGCAAUCAGAAGUCGUUUAGUGUUUGUCACGAGGGGUUUAUUUCAAACUACUGAUGUUGUUGAGCUUAGUACAAAAUUACUCUCCUGCGCAUGCCAUUUUGCCGGCUCACUCCCACCAGUCUGUUGCUCCUUGUCCACACGUUUAGGAUGACUCCUCAUUCAGUGUCAAGAAGCCUGUCUCAGUUAAUAGCCCACAGGAAGUAAGGGCACUGGUUGUCCUUUUUUUUGGAUUCACCCUACCUGUAGUAACAUUUUUUACUGACAACGCAAUUAAAUCAAAGCAAACGGGGCCAAAAUGGAUCUUUAGAACAAACCGGUGCUCAGAACAGCUGUAACCCUGUGCCUAGUGGUCGACUGAACACUUUCCUCGGGUUGCCUUGUGACUGUUCAGGUACAUGCAGUACAUACUGUGGCAGGACUGCAGUAACAUGGAGUUUAAUUGCCGCGAGAGGUGUGGAGCAGUUGAUAUUGCUGAAGUGAGCUGUAUCAGGGGAUUCUUAGCUCUGCCUCAGCAAUCACCAGCCCCUGUUUUUGACGGUCAGUUCACUCUUUAUUGAAUGUAAUUUUACCACUGCGUGUAACGGCCAAACCCUUCCCCGAGCUCACCACUGCAGUAUGGGUUGCGUAUGUGCAGGGUUAUUUCUCUGUCAUGUAACAGCACGAAGCUCAUUUCCUACAACUAUUAAUGUUUCAUACUUCCUGAAUCCUCUAAUAUUGGCCUGUACUCGUCCGCAGCUCAGAGUGGAGAUGGAAUUUGAACUGGUAAUAUCAGCAGAUUUGCUUUGUCUCCAGCUAGGAUGAUUUUUAUACAGUCAGUCAGUGCCACAUCUGUGGUUAUUGGUUCAGUGUUGAGAGGAAGGUUGGUUUUUGCUACAGACAGUCACAAAAAUCUUGCCUAUAACAGAGAUUUUUAUAGCUAAGUGUGCUAAUCUACAAAAUGUUCCUGUGCCAUUGGUUGUGGUUCUAUAUAAGAUGUGAAAACGUGUCUGAUGUAUAUUGAAUUAGAUGGUUCUGUAGUAGUUGUAUGUAGUAGAUGAUUAUGGGGCUUAACAUUACUUGUUGUUGAGUAGGGCUGGGUAUCACCCAAAAUGUGUCAGUACUUCUACAAACUAGUACUGUGCUGAUACCAAAUAAUAAUGCAUUUUUUUUUUUUUUAAAUUUAUUUAAUUUUUUUUUUUUACAAGAUCUUUUUAUAACUCAGGCAAUACCUGAUUAAAGGAAACAAACACCUGCCCAAGUAUUUUGCGCCAAUUUUUGAUACUUGACAGUCAGGGUGGGCAAUAAAGAUAAAAACGUCUGCUAUGGUAUUUUAUAUUACAACAUUGAUACAUGGUGUAUCCUGAUAUAGUAAAUUCUGUAAGUUCUUUUGGGAAACUACAUGCCAGUUUAUUAGGUACACUUUGCUCAAACUAAGUCCAGUAGACAAAAAUUAAUCCAUCAAAGAGGACCUAUUGUGCUCAUUUUCAGGUUCAUACUUGGUUUGUACACGAACAUGUUUACAUGCUCUAAUGUUCAAGAAACACUGUCAUCCUCAAACUGUCUGUGCUGAACACCUGUAUUCACCCUCUGUCUGAAACGCUCUGUUUUAGGAUCUGACCUUUUUAGUCCCCCUUCAGACAAGGCCCUGUCUGCUCUGAUUGGUCAGCGUUUCUGGGUCUUUCAUAUCUCGGCGUCUCUCUAUCGUCAUUGCAACCAGGCAAUGACCAUAACGGAGAAUAGCGCCACUUUCUAUUGUAAAGAUCCCCAAUAAAAACUACUAAACACAACUGUUUCAACAUGUUUCAGCAGGAAUAUGAUUCUAAACUGGGGAGAAUUCAACAAAAUCUGCAACAAAGUUUACAUGUUUUCCUGACAUUAGCAUGUAGCUACAUGUAGCAGUCUACUUGCAGCCAGUGAAUGACUGGCAAUGUCUGUGUUUACCAGCACUUUCUUUAGUUAAAAACCCCCAAAUAAAAGCUACAAAAACACAACAGCAGGAAUAUGAUGCAACACUGGGGAGUAAUUUACAACAUCGAUAACCAAGUUUACAUGUUUUCCUGACAUUACUAUGUAGCUACAUGUAGCCAUCUACCUACAGCCGGGGAAUGACUGUGUAUAGCAGCACUGUCUCCCAUCACCAAUGAAAGCUUCUAAACAUAACUGGACAUGUUCCAGAAGGAAUAUGAUCUGAAAUUAGGGAGACAUUUACAACUUCUGCAAUCGAGUUUACAUUUUCCCUGAUGUUAGCAUGUAGCUACAUGUAGUCCACUUGCAGCUGGGGAGUGAAUGUGUAUAUGGGCACUUUCUCCAGUAACAAAUCGCCAAUAAAAAGCUUCUAAACACAACUGGACAUGUUCCAGCAGGAACAUGAUGCGAAAUUUACAACAUUGGUUGCCAAGCUUACAUGUUUCCCUGACAUUGGCAUGUGGCUACAUGUAGCAGUCUACAGCACUUUCACCUAUUAAAAAUCACCAGUAAAAGCUUCUAAACACAACUUGACAUGCUUCAGCAGCAAUGUGAUAUAACACUGGGGAGAAUUUAACAACACCAGCAACAGAGUUUACAUGUUUUCCUAAUAUUAGCAUGUAGCUACAUCUAGCAGUCUACCUGCAGCUGGGGAAUGACUGUAUACUGGCACUUUCUUCAGUUACAAGUCACCAGUAAAAACUUGUAAACACAACUGGACAUGUUCCAGCCGGAAUAUGAUCAGAAAUUGGGGAGAAAUUUAAAACAAAUGCAAUCACGUUGACAUGAUCCCUGAUAUUAGCAUGUAGCUACAUGUAGCAUUGUAGAAUAUGUAAUCUAAACACCUGCAAAAGCAUGCCUGGAGCAGAUGACCAUAUAAAGAAAUCUGACACAAUCUGCCGUCAUCUUGUAGCCAAAGUAGAAAUAAACAAACAGUAUUCAGAACAAAGGGAUUCGUUUUCCAUGUUUACCUUGUUAUUUGAAAUUUUGGUGGCGUUUAAUAUGAACAUCCGACAUUGUAACAUUAUUGAAUAUGACAGAAUAUAACAAAGAGCAUAAUAGGUCCUCUUUAAAUUAAAUGGGAGUGGACAAAAUAUUAGAAAUACUUCUCAGAAUAGAUGAUACCGUUCAUGAAUACAGGAUUUAUUGCAGAGCUGUCGCAUUAAAAAAUGUAACUUUUAGCUAGGUGGCCCUAAACUGGAACCUGAGUGUAUGUGAAGUUAAAAUAACCAGAUGUGAGUGACUAAUUCAGUGAAUUACAGGUAUUUCAUCACAUUGAUGCAAAAUUCUGUAAAUCUAAUAUUGCCACAAAGCAGUUCUCCUCAUUGAUUUGCAGCUAUCUUGGUAGAAACUGUAUAGAAGUAUCUUGACAGUAAAUGGUUUCUAGGUAAAUCUGUGGUCAUGUCGCCCAGCCCUACUCUACAGUUUUAAUACUCUACGCUAUGGACGCAUUUUGAAUGUGCACAGUAGUUAGGUUUGAUAACCAGCCCCAGUUUCAGAUGGACUGUUUGGCAUGUCAUGUUAAAAGAUUCUUGGAACAAGGAACCCAAUGAAGUCAGCAGCUGUAACAGAGGUUUAAAAAACAGCCUGAACAAACCAGUUUUUGAAGCUUAUGGAGAUUUCUCAUUCAUUUUGAAUCAUGCAGGUUUUCAGCCCUGCUAUAGGUUUUAUGUUUCUCAGUUGAGGUAAAUGAUAAGAUGUUUUAUUGCUUGUGAUUGUAAACACACUGAAGGUGCAAAAACCCUGGACAUAUUGUACAUGUAUAUUUCUAAUAACUCUGAAUUACUUUCGAAAUGCACAGAGCAUGCAAAUCAGGAUCAGGGCUAAGAGUCUUAAACUGUCUGUGCUGUACCGUGCUGCAAGUAGACACCAUUGUCAUUAAUGUCGUGAGAGGCGAUUGUGUUAUAAGAUAUUUUUUUUUAUUAUUUCUUAAGUGGUGUUUUGCAGAUUUUAGUGCAUGCUUGUUGAAGGGGAAAUCACAUCCAGCUGCGGUGCAGCUAAUAAUGGUUCCCUGGGAGCACUUGUGUCAGUGCAAUGUAUUCUGGCACCUUCAUCUUUGCAUCUUAAUAUUGUGCCAAAUUCAUUUUUAAUUAUGUCUUAGCAGGGUGGGUUGAAGAUUCAGAGUAAUAGCAGGACUUCUGAGGUGCUAUUGCUUCUCUCUGGGAAGGUGGAAUUUAAUUUAAUUUUUAUUCUUUGAGACAACAGUUAUAUUGACAGGGUUAGAUACAGGACGUUAUGCUGAAACAUGCGAGUGGUGAGAUGUGAAAACACAUUCGCAGAUACUGCUCAUUAGGUUUUGCCCCCUCAGCCUCUUUCUCGCCACUCUUUACUCUGGAGGCCUAUUUUUCAUGUCUUGUUUUUACUCAGUAUCGUGGGAAUUUCUGCACCACAUUGCCUCUAAAAGAUUGUUCAACAUUUUCUUUUUGUACAUGUCCCUCCUGCAGCUUUCUGAAAAGAGGAAGAGAAAAAGAAGUAUCCAUGAUUGAACAUAAAGAGUGAAGGUCUCGUUUCACUCCCAACAGCCUUAGGGUGUUCUCUUUAACUUUGAUUUGUCAGUGAAUUCUCUUCUUACACUUGAACUGAUAUUUAAAUAGACCAUUUGUAUGAUUUCAGCUGUUGUAAAUUGUCUUUUUUUACUGUGUAAAUAAAGCUGUUGUACAUGUCAGAC